Molecule: messenger RNA, 11857 nt
Organism: Dermacentor silvarum
Lineage: Eukaryota; Metazoa; Arthropoda; Arachnida; Ixodida; Ixodidae
Gene: Vhl
Product: von Hippel-Lindau disease tumor suppressor-like
Exons: 4
Coding region: 108-566 (152 amino acids)
Source: RefSeq, a predicted model, not a curated record
UAGCUGUGUGCAUUAUCGUGCAGGGCAGUUUGUUAUGCUCACUGUCAACUGACAAGUGUGAUCGAGGGUUUGACGAUGGAGCUGAAAUAGCCCGGUGGUCUCUACAGAUGGGUGACGAUCCAGGGCAGGUGCGCCGCCUGGUCUCGGGCCCGUCGCUGUGUCCAUCGUACGUGCGUUUUGUGAACAAGACAAAUCGCCACGUGGAUGUCAUCUGGCUCAACUAUGAUGGCCUGCGCAUCAAGUACAAGAGCCUCGGGCCAGAUCAGAUGCUCGAUGUGGACACCUUCGUGAACCAUCCGUGGAUCUUUCGUGACACAGUGACACGUGAUCGUAUGGUCGUUCAUCAGAAGGAGGUGUUCCACCCUCCUGAGCCAUCGCUCCUGGGCCCCGAUGGGCAACCCCAGUACACCCGCAAGGUGGUGCUCAUCACCCUGCCUGUGUGCUCACUGAAGGAGAACUGUUUCCAAGAGAUCCGGCGCUGCAUCGUGUCACCCGAGGCCAUCCGCCGAACAGGCAUUCCACAGUCGCUGCAGAUGGACUACCUCAUCUUUCUACAGCAGCAAUGAAGAGGAAGCGACGACAUGGGCGCCGUGUGCCGCAGUGGACCACCAGCUGCGAGUGUUUAUUCCCAAUUGUGGACCUACACCGCUGUUGUGCAGCCACUGAGCAUGUGAUGUUCAGUGGCAAACACAAUCAGGGAUUGAAAGUACGCACACUUUAGCAGAUAUAAGAAAAUUGGUCAACUUGCAGCUCGCUGCUUUCUUCGCCUCCCUUUAGCAGUCUUGUCUUCAAGUUGGCUUAUCUGUAUGCUGUGUUUUGAAGCAUUGAGUCAGUUAGUGAGUGUCCCUUGUGUGAAAAGUGUUUGUUUUUGAAACUAGAUUCUCUCAGGUUUUUAAAAUGACUUCAUUGUAAAGGUGCGCGCAUCUGCGUGUAAGUGGGUGUGUGAAUGUGACUGCGCAUGCACUUUCUGCCUGCAAUGUAUAUACAUGUUUGGUGUGAAUGAAAGGCAGAGUGAGGGGUGUAAAGGCAGAAAAUAGCAGCACAAGUUAGGAAAGGACAAGCUACUGUCCAGUUGUUGGCCUGUUCUUGUUAAAAAGAGGAGUUCUGGGCAUAAAACUACUGCUGCCAGUGUUGGAGUAAUAUAAGUAGCCAUUGACCAAUAUACUUGUUUCCAGAUUAUCAAAAAAAGAAAAAAAAACAGGAAAAAAAAACUUCUGGAGCACUAGGAUCUUUUAUGUCGACGUCUUGCAGUAAUGCGGCUGUUUUUGCUAUAAAUCAUAGUACAUUAUUGUGUAGAGCUGCAAAGGCACAAACAUGGCAGGGCAAACACAUGAAGUGCAAUGUGCAGCCAAGCUGAUUUAGUCUACUAAUCAUGAGUUGGAUUCAAAGACUGAUUGAUUGGUUGGGUGAUUGAGUGAUGCUGAAUGUCUCGGAGCAACUCGGAAGCUAUGCAGGGAUGCCUUAAUGGGGGCGGGAGCUCCUUAUUAAUUUUGUCCAGUUGUGGGUUCCUUCACGUCCUCGCAAAGCUUGGUGCACAAGUGUUUUUGCUCUGUGCCCCCUCUCAAAUACAGCUCUGGUGGCCGGGAAUUGGGAACCCUUGGCCUUGAUCCCAGGAGCAGGAUUCUAUAGCCACUGUGGCAUGUAGAAAAGAGGAGCAAGGACAUGCAAGCAGGCUAGUCAAUAUUUCAUAGCGCACACUGUUGCAUAACUUGACAAACGAGUGACAUAUACAAGCACUAACUUGCAGUCUAACUUUACUGUGGGAAAUGGUGCCAUUAUAUGCAUGGGGAUGAUAACAAAGUAAAGAACUUUUUUGCAUUUUUUUACCCACCUUUUGUUACUUGAUUUGGUCUCAAUGCAUAAUAAUGACUGUGUCUCCCGCAAUAAAAUUCACCUGCAAGAUAGUACCAUUGUUGAGCUUCUCGCAUUCUUGUCUGAAGUUCUGCUUUGCCAGGCACACUAAGAAGGAAAACUAGGCUGAUAAAAUGCCAGGCACAAGUGAAAACAAGGAUUCCUGUUGCACCCACAGCUGUACUCAUUGAGGUGCAGAUUAAACAGUCAAUCCCAGUUGGUUGAAGAUGAUCCAGAGCAGUGCACGGGACUGUGAAUCAUUAUUGUGGGUGUGAUUCCUGGACACUGCAGCUGCAUUUCAACAGCGGCAGUGUGACAAGAUUUUGGUGCACUUGAGAAAAGGACGCCAGGUAGUUGGAAUUAAUCUUGAGUCUGAUAUGAUGUCCCUGGUAGCAGCUUUGGUGUAGCAGGGGGACACCAGAUUCAAUCACCAAAUUAACACGAGUGCACCUGGCUAAACAAGCCACCUGGCAUGAUUUCACUCCACAGCAUGCAGGAAGUUGCAUGAAAAUAAUGGGAAGACUUGGCUGUUGCAUGAAAGACGAGGAUGUUCAGCUUCCUAUAUUCUACAAUAAUGCAUUGCACCAUGCACAUUUUCCUGCUGUUGCGAAUGUGCCUUUACAAAGGUGCAGUGCUUCAGCCACGGGAAUAAAGUAUUCACUGAGGUGAGCUAGCUGUAGGAUACUGGUGAAAGCCUCUAUUUAAGUGGAGCACAUGUUUAAUAAGAGCAUUGUGGCAGUCGUACUAGUGCUAAAAAGAUUUCCUUAUGAGGCAGUGCACAUGACCAAGUGUCAUGGCCCACUGCUGCUGAACUUGGAAGUUCACUUAUCUUACAAGGUACCACGUAUGUGCCCAGUGUUUGGCAGUGUAGAAUUCGAGCUUCAAAUGGGCUUUCACGCAAGCAGUUAUAACCAACUUUGUGGCAAUGUUAGAGAAGCCAUAUGUGGAUCUAAGUCUUCUGUCAUAAUUGGCGCUAAAGCUUGUGCCUUGUUUCACCUGCAGGAUUUAACAGCAACACACUGCCCUAUUUAUUGUUUGUGCUAGCAGUAUAUUUAUGAGGAUGUGCAGGUUUUCUUUGUUCCAUGGUCACUGGCAUUCAUGGUUAUUCUCAAUAUUCUUACUUUGAAGCAUUCAAUUUUGGAUGGCCAAGGUUAGGUGACAUGUGCAAUGGUGCAAGCCUGUCUCAUCUUAACCAUUAACAUUCAAGCCCCUAAAUGCAUAGGCAUGUGCACAUGUGUGGGGAGUCAGACCCCCCUGAAGCACCCUGACUGGGGCCCUCACAUAUUUAAUUUUCUGGAGGUCAUUCCUUCCUCCCCUACACCACCCCCACCAUUGGAUACCCUGUGCAUGCCUAUGCCAAGCUGUAUUCAUGCCACAAGUUUCUGCCAAUGUUGGCAAAGACGAGCUCUACCAGGACAGACCACAGUUUCUUUUGCUUUACUCGCAUUUACUUGAGUCGCGCUCAUGACCUCAUUUGGCGCAUGUAAUUGAGCUUGGGUGCCUGUGCAUGUUAGUUUGAGGUUCACAUUCCUUUCAUUCUCACGUAGUCCCAUAAAUAUACAUAUUAUACCUUACGGUGAUGUUGAGUAAAAAAAAAAAAAAAGCUCAUUUUCAAAGUAGAGGAGUAGAGGUUACAUUCUUCACUUUCUUUUGAGAUAACCAUGAAUUCUAGUGACACGUGUAAUAUAUGUUUAAUACCGGGACAUUAUGUGCAAAAGUUUGGAGAAAUAUCAAAACGUGUAGAACCUGGCACGUGUGUUAAAGGGUCCGUGUCAUGCUUAGCAAUGUUACCUGCUUGCUUUCGACUUGGUAAUCCCACCAGCAAUAAUGGCCAGGCCAAGUGAAGCUGCAGAUAGUGAGGUUGUCAGAAGCUGAUGUCCAUGAUGUUGCUAUUUCCGUGUUAUGGUCAGUGACUCCUCUAUCUGCCUGUUGCGUUGACCACUCUCCUGUUGUGCUUCCAUCGUCAUGGUGUUUCUCGAGGUGGCGCUAGCUUCUGACACUAGCCCCCUCCUGCGGCAGUGCGGGAUGGCCAAGUACACAGUUCGUCUGCUUUAUUGAAUUUUACUCUAUCUACAAGGUUGUGUGCAUAUUUCGUGCAUACUUUCAGCACAGAAGUGCGAGAAAAUGCCUAAAGGGGUAGUGUUCGAAAGCGCAUUAAAUACUAAAAACUUUGACAUAAAGGCAGGAAGGAAACACUAUCGCAGUAUUAUUUAAGUCAAUUAUCAAGAGCAUGCUAUCAACAUAAAGUGCACUACACAUUUCAAACAAAUACAAAUUGAAUAUGGAGACUUGGACAAAUAAAUAUAGACAUGGAGAGAACACAUUCCUAUUCGAUUAUAAAACACGCAUUUACAUUUGACAAAAAAGAAAAGCAUCACAUUCAAACAACUUCUUCAAAGUUUAAGCACAAAUUUGCAUGGCAGUGGCUUUCUUUGGUAGAAUUUAGCCACUGCAUUUUGGUCAGUGAUGUCUAAUGCAUGGUUAGAAAGCAAUGGCUUCAUGAAUUUUUUGCAAUCAAUUCUGCGAAAAUUCGCCGGUGGCCUUCAUCACAUUGGUUACAUUGUAGGACAGGCAAAUUUGUCACAGCAGUGGCGCUGUGCUUCAAGUGCUCAUCUAGUGGCUUUUGCAGAGAUUUGCAAUAAGUUACAGCAUAAUCUUUGCAUACGCUUAAGAGCAUGCAGGACUCUCAUGAGCUGCUGCGUAGGAUAGAAUAGCCCAAUCCUGUCUUGGUGGUAGAUCAGUCCGUCCAUAGCAGAGUUCCCUGCAGGUUUUGCUCCAGAGAUAUGCAGUUGUCACAUGCAAUCUUUUCGCUCGCAACAUGAGAUAUGUAGCCAGCUACUAGUGUGAUGGCAGCCACCUCCGGGGUGGGUAGGAAAGGUCUUGUCGACAUGCACAAUUCUUGCAGUGCUUGCUGAGCCACUUUGACAUUUGUAGAGACAGUGGCUGUGCUGCCAUUUAGUUGAGUGAUGGUCAUUGCCUGUCAGGAGCAGAAUUACGCACAACUGCUCACGUUGCUUUUCUGUGAUGCAGUGCCAAUCUUCAGCGUCCUCUCAGGCCCACAAACGGCACUUCUCACUUCUGCGACUUCAUUGUAGCUUGCCAUUCAUCUCAUAAACCCCCCCAAAAAAGACUUUGUUGGAUCAGUUGAAAACUUUGGAGUGUGAACAAACUGAAAGCUGCACUCAUUAAAAAUAAAUUUUAUGUAUUGUACAUUUGAGACUGCAUUAAACAUUAAUGCAUGAUAUGUCUCCUUGCUUGGAAAAUUAUCCUGCGAGCUUGCCUCCUUUAGGUGUUCAGUGUAUCCCAAAACACUGAGUUCAAGCCAGUACAACCUUGCAUCUUCAGAGUCCGAGAAUGCUCUUGCAUCACGGUUAUUUAGGUGAAUGUGCUGUUGGCGAUUGCUGACAUCCAUCUGUACAAACCACCUGUACAUAAUUGGCAUGAAUUCCACGAUUAGACCUAUAUUUGUAAACUUCACAUCACAAGUAUACCCUGCCUGGCUACCUCAAGGCAGCUGUGAUGAGGGGCGACAGUACUUGUACAGCUGUGCUCAUUCCCAUUUUUUCUGUGUUAGUGGGAAAGAUGUGCUUCCUUGUGAGAAAACAGACUGGCUUCACGGUGGAGUCUUGCUGCAUUUUGUAUAGGUCCUUCAGAUAAACAUCAGAGAUCUUCCCGCCAAUUUCUUUAGAAAGGAACUGUGAACAAACAUUCUUGAUAACAUGACUUUGAUCAAAUGCCAGAACCGGUGGCCUUGAAGCAUCAGCUGGGUGUGCUAUCUGCUCGCAGAUGCCCUCGUGACAACACUUCCAUUGCUGCAACACUUAAUUUGUGGUUGUCCAUCCCUAGGUGCACAAUUUGGUGUCCUACCUCCUCUAUUUUACGAUUGGCUGUAUUUCUGUUGCGAGCAGUUUGCCUGAACAUCUUUUUGCAAAGAAGUAUCCUAUGGGAAUUUUAAAGCUACCAUGCAGCCCACGCAGCAGAAAACACAAGAGAGAGUUGUCAAACUUUUUUCUGUUGUAGGCAAAAGAUGGUUGAGGUCAGCACCUAAGUCAACAUUUUUAAUCCAUCUCUCAGUUUGUUGUUUUUGAGCUUUUGUCGGAUGCGCAUCUUAUCCACGAUGAGGCUGCAGAGCUGUGAAGUUUGACUGUGGAGUUUUGAGUCAUUCCAGCUCAGUGCUCAAACUUGCCUUCACAAGAUCACUAAAUCAACCUUUUCUACACAACUUUCCAAGUACUUUUGCAGUGUAGUUCGACGGAGAAGAGUAAGCAGCUUCUCUGAUCUAAUAUGCUUAUAGCAUAUUGCAGUACGGUGACAUAGUAUAGUGCACUGUCUGAUUGUUGUUUCAGACCAAGUAAGCUCUUUACCUUAUAGUUCAUGACUUGAUCCAAGAUGAGCUUGGCUUUAAUGCUUGACAGUUCAGAGUUUUCACUAAUCUGAAGAAACUUGCCAAUGUGGCACUCUUGUUUCAACUGCUCAAGCUUCUUCUUAUAGCUAUCUACAAAAAGGCGCAGCCUUUCAUUCUGUGCCUUCACACUCUUCUCUUUCUCACGCCACUGAUUUCUUUGUAAGUAGGCAGCUGAUGAGCUUAACUUGUUGGUCUGUGUGCCAAAAGAUCGCAUGGUGUAUCCAAGCAAUCAAGAGAAGACCCAGCACCUGAAACACUUGGUUGUACAGAGAGUUCUUGAGAGACAGUCUCAGAGGCACGAGUAGACGCUCCUGGUUUUAGGUGCCUUUACUGGCUAUGGUUCACAUUUGCAUUUAAUGAUGCUUCCAUCAGUUUGUGGUUUGGACAGUGUUCGCCAGAGGUACAAUGGAAAAACUGGGCAUGCCACUUGGCUUCAACAGGCGCCUCAUGCCGUCAUCUUGGAAGUUGCUUACGAGGAGAAGCACAGGCUGCACGCAGCCGUGUAAUUGAAUGUAGAAUUUGGCUGCCAGUUUUUUCUACAUUACUUUGAGCCAUCGUUCCCUCAGCAUUAUCUCUGCAGGUAUCUCGUGAAACGGCACUCCUGGUUGCUUCUUUCGCUGGCUUGACGUGCAGAACGGCACACAGCAAUAACGCAUCUUUGCUAGACAUUGCGGUCACAAUAAGAAUAAAAGCACAUGAUGAAUAAGCAAAGUUCCUUACUCACAUGGUACAUAAUAUUGUAAACAAACACACAACACUCAAUAGAGACAGGCUACCACGCAGACAGAGCAGCGUGUCAGUGCUGGCGCUGGAGCGAAGUAGUGUUAGAAGGCAAUACUCACCUUGUAGACAUGGCGCAAAGAAAGGAGGGAGAAAACAGGAGAGGGUAUGGCAGGCACUUUGGCGCUCACGCAGCAGGCAAUAAAAAAAAUUAAAUAGAAGAGGCAUAUGGUUCACAUCUCUCACCCCUGUGUUGACGACAUGCCAUGACCUCAUGUCGAUGGAAUGCACCGGGGGAAACUGUUGUCAUUGCAGGUUUGCACUGACGUUAAAUAUCCAGGGCUGGCAUGAAGGAUUUGCCCUGUGGCCGCUUUGUACAAAUGAAACCACAAUAACUUGAUUAUAUGUGGCAUGGUGGUUUUAGUGUUCUUUGAGAUACACGAAGUCACAGGUUGAGUUUUUGGCAAUGGCAGCCGCAUUCCCAUGGGGCCAAAAUACAAAAAGGCUCAAGUCAUUUAUUGAACCGCGUCAUUGCCCAGCGGUGCUCACUAGAAGCAUAAUUGAGGCCAACACUCGACUCAACCGUGAUUAUUUAAAAACAAUGUUUGCAGAUAGCCACUUCACAGCAGCAAAAACGUAAUCAAUUAAGAUUUGGUGUUAUUUUUGUGUGCUGUACUUUUUAUAAUAAUACAAAUAGACACGGUCGUUAAGAAAAAAGUCACGAGACUACAAAACACUUAGGGGUGGGGGCUGAUAUUUCGCCUCUGCCCUCUGAGCAUUGCUCUGUAUUGCGCACACAAGAAGUUCGCACAAAAGCUUAUAUACUUGCUUAUUUACGCUUGUGAGCAGCUUUGUCAUCUCGUUUGCCUUGUUUUGUACGUGCAAUACACUCGUGAGUGUUGUUCACGCAGUGCAAGUUCUACUCUGUGCAUCAUUGUUGCCACACCCUUUUUGUUGUUAACAGUGCUCUGCUAGCCACCUGCGCAAGCUAGAAAAGAAGAAAAGAAACGUAGCGCGGUCCUAGGUUGCUCGACCAGUAAUGUCAACCAUGAAAUGUGGUAGAAUGCACAGUUUGCUACCAUUGUAGCGGCAUCAUCAGCACACUGGAGUAACCGUAAUAUAUGCACAUAGAACAUGUAAGCAACUAUGGAGUGCAAACUUAAGCUAUGUAGGUGCUUCGAGCUCUUGCCAUUGGCAGCGAGUGGUUAUGUCACAGGGUGAGAGAAAUGCGGACAGGAGACUGCGCAAAGUUUGAGCUGAGUGCAUGCAUUUUGUUUCUUGCAUUUUGGAAAUUCUCAGCUGAAAAACGGCAGCAAUAGGAGACUGCAUACCCCUAUCGCUGCCGUUCUUGUUACGUUUAUUUCUCCAACCGUCAAUCUAUGCAAUCUGCGAUAGGAAAACAGUUGCGCGAAAGGGACAGAGCCAUAUAUACUCUCCGAGAGAGUUCCGUGAUUCUAUCAUCUUGCCACACUACCCACUCCGAUUAGUGGUGCCCACUUUUCGUGAUGUAGGCUGCCAGAUGUAGCCAACUGCAGUGGCUUGGUGAGAACUGUGGUGGCUAUUUAGACCCCUUCUCGGCAAAGCACAUGGGACUUAUUUGCUGCAAAUAAAUUUUGCCAUUACACAUUGUUAAGAUGUGUCCCCGGACUCCUGGCCAGCAGGCCUCCAUCCUCGGUGCUAUCCCUUGCACGUUAUUCCUUGCCUUGUUGUGCAGUUUUGUUCAAACCGAAACACGCCAUGUUUCUGGCUGUUUAAACUUCUGAAAACGAAGAUGCAAAGUCUUCUUUUGUUUUGCAACGUUUGGCACCACAAAUGGCCUUUUGCUGACCACUCUGAGCUUUGCGAGGCACGUGCUAAGCUUGCUUCAUUAUUGCUUACAACACCUUUUCAUGCAUCACACUGGUUACACCAAACAAUUAUGUUUUGCUAUGCCAUGGGGCUUGAUCAUGCAUGCUAGCUUGUGAAGUCUCAGUGACGCGUUGACUAUAGCAAUUGGCUGCAUUCAAAUAUCAAAAGUGUGCAUAGUUGAAGGUGUGCCUUGGCCUCGCAUACUGUGCCAAGUGUCACGUAAUGUGGUCACAAUGUUAAUGUUUUUGCGUGUAGUGUCUUUUAGCUCACUGUUAUUGCUUACUGGUAAUGUGCCACUUGCCUGCCGCAUUUGUACAUGUGAGUUAAUCCAAGCUGCUAUGACAAGUGAAUGUGUGGUGCAGUUUAUAGCCGUGGUCUAUAUAGUUUUGGGCAUCAUAGCCAUACCUCAGCAAAUUUAGUGUGCACAUACUCGCACUAUAUUUUUUUUCUGGUCAAUGCAUUCAUACGCACAUACACCACCACUCACUCGCAUGCUUCUGAAUUGAGUGGUGAAUGCACUCAUGGAAUGUGCCUACCUUUACAUACAGCACCAGCGCACAAUCAUGCAUAUGCACAUACAGCGCACAAGACAUGCAAACAUGUGCAAGAGCAUGUACACAUGCAACACUUAUGCCACCACCCAUUCAUACUCACUGAUGUUUAUCUCCACUCACUCACAAUGACUCAUCCAAAUUUAGUGUGAGCAUAGUCCUGCGUGCAAAGGCACAAGCGUGCACACUCACCACCACUUGCACUCACCACGUUUACUCAUGGCCAUUCACGCUUCAGCCAGGAUUAAUGGCAAGUGGCUUACGUUCACUUCAGAAGAACUUGUUAUAUGUCUAGUCAGUACUUUCUAGACAGUGGCCGCUUUAAAAGGGUGCACACAAAAAACUGACGGUAAAGAAGCAAUCGUAAAGCUGCCUGUGUUGUGAUUGUUACCUUCGUGUGUGCGUCUGUGUUUUUGUGUGCGUCCUUCUUGUGGCAAUCUUCUAAUGGCUUGCAUAUGUUUGUUGAAACGUGCUAAACUUUGAAAUUUUGAAUGACAUGUAAAAAAAUAAGUGAGUAUUGGGCUGUAAAAGUACAGAUCACUGUGAAAGUACAUGGAUUGAGCACAAAUUGCUUGCUCUGACUUGGCAUGUCGAAGCGUACAAAUGUUGGGUUCUAAUGCAUAUGGAAGUCGACAGUGUGAAUCUAACAUGCAUAUGAGCUUCCCCACAGUGUUAAAAGUGAAAAGUGUGAGGUCGCACAAAUGGAGUAGCCAACGCGAGCUUCAGCUAUGGGUGGUGUAGACAUGACGAAAGAUGUUGGAGCAGGGAGUGCUCUCAGAUGUUGGCUAAUGACGUUGCCUGCUCCUGGCUGUGCUUUGCCAAACUCUCAGUAUAGUAUAUGGCUCUGUAACAGGCAUGCUAGGAAUGGCACCCUCUGGACUGUCUCUAUAACUACAAUGAAUUCCUAAAUGUUGUGUGUUCACAAUUGCAAAAAGAAGAAAAAAUAUAAAAAUCACUUCUUCACGAAGGUCACGCUGCUGCUGAAAACUUUAUACCACUAGAGAGGUUGAUAGUGUUUGCUCAUGGCAGUAUCACAAGAUGUUAGAAGUAGUGCUGCUCCGCCUGUGCUGAUGUCAUGAGUGGCAACCACAGGGUGGUCAGUAGAAAUCACUCACUAGUGUGCACUUUGAUUUUGUUAGUUGCAGAAAAACCAAGCAGUGUGGCCAUGUGCUCUUUUUGGUGCACAUGAACAAAGUAUUGAGGAAAAUGUAUGAUGGAAGCUUCGUACACUGUAUAUAUAUAUAUAUGCAUCAAUUAAUUGCUGGAGCUGUCCUUGAAGAGCUGUUGCACAUGUGCAAAAUGUGUGAAAGUGCAAAAAUAAAAAAUGUACACCCGUGAGCAAAAGUAUACGGACCAGGGGUUGCGCGAAAAAGCCGAUUUUUUCCUCUGCCUAUGAACGCAACUUGAAAUUGAGGACUGCAGUCCAAACUUGACACUGCGAACUUUUCAGUGUAAUCAUCAAUGCCAGUUUAUGCUUGUUAAUUACGAAGAAAUUCCCAUUUUUCGGCGACCCGGCGGUCAGUAUACUUUUGCUCACGGGUGUACAUAAAACAUAAAAUUGCGGCUGUGGAUAUUUUAACUUUCAAACACACUUUAAUACUAAUAAUAAUAAUAAUAAAUCAAAUUACGACAGAACCCUUUUCACAAUGACUGUCAACGUUAAUGUGAUUAGCAUUCAAGCAAUGUAGCAACACACCGUAUUGUUGGAAGACACCUUUAUGAUCUGUACUGGUCAUUUUGAGUUUUCCAAUGUUUCGGGUUUAUUACGAAUUGCAUAUAUGAGGGGUCCGUUUCUUCAAGCUCAGCUGCUGAUAAGGCCCUCUUAGGUUACAUGGCCUAACUGCAAGGGAGACUGCCGGGAUUGACAUCGUACUGGGGACAAUGUUCACCUGUUCUAUUUUGUAUUGGGCUACCUUGCACACCAUAGGACGCCACAAUGAAGUUUCAUGAAACAUGGCCCCUCAACCGCAGCCUGUUCUGUUCCACUGGCGCUGUAGAAGUGGGGCUCAGCAUUCGGAUCAACUACAGCACAAUUGCAUAGGCUUCUUUUACAAGCAUAAAAAUUCAUUAGCUAAAAGAGUGUGCAUUCUCACUUUUAUCAGUAAAUUGUUGCCAUGCGAUGGAAGUCUCGUGCCAAGCUUCUCAAAGCACAGGCUUGAACGAUUGAAGCUGGUAAAUGUGUUAUGUUGAAUUUCUAUGUGUGCGUCCACGGUCUAAUGUGUAGAGCGUGCCGUGCCAAGAAAAUUGGGUUUGAAACCAACUGUAGGACAUGUUUUUUUAGAGUCACGCGGAAGUGGCUAGAUAGCAACACGUCAAAGGAGGGUUAGUAGGCUAAGAAUGUUAAUUGCUAUAAAAUACAUGUCUCCAUUGGCAGGGAGUAACCUGUGCCACUGGCUCCUGCAUUUAUGUUGUAAUUUUUUAAUAAAAGCAAGUGUGGUCAAGCUCAACUGUGAUUGAACAAUAAAGGAAAGGAAGAGAUGUU